AUAACAGAUCUUUCAUCAAAUGCUAUAAUUGGAUCCAACCUUCAUGUUUUUACAUAUGCUCAACUCAAGGUUAUUACAAGUAACUUUUCAUCAUAUAAUUUUCUUGGAGAAGGUGGAUUUGAACUUGUUCAUAAGGGGUUCAUUGAUGAUAAAAUUAAGCCUGGUUUAGGAUCUUAACCUGUUGCUGUUAAGUUGCUGAAUUUGGGAGGUGAUCAGGGCAACAUGGAAUGGCUGACAGAAGUAGUGUUACUUGGGCAAUUGAGGCAUCCCAAUCUAGUAAAGUUGAUUGGAUAUUGCUGGGAAAAUGAACAAAGGCUUCUUGUUUAUGAGUACAUGACAAGGGGAAAUCUAGAGAACCAGCUAUUUAGAAGAUGUUCGACUAGCUUGCCAUGGCUGUCCAGAAUGAAGAUUGCACUUGAUGCUGCAAAGGGGUUAGCUUUCCUUCAUGAGGAAGAAAAACCAGUAAUCUAUAGAGCCUUUAAGGCUUCUAAUAUCCUCUUGGACUCGGAUUAUAUGACUAAGCUUUCGGACUUUGGACUAGCAAAGGAUGGUUCGAAAGGUAGUGAUACACAUGUCACAAGUCGUGUUAUGGGCACUCCUGGCUAUGCUGCGCCCGAAUACAUGUUAACGGGAUAUUUGACAACUAGGAGCGAUGUAUAUAGCUUCGGAGUUGUCUUGUUAGAAUUACUGACAGGACGAAAAGCGAUUGACAAGAAACGUCCUAGUAGGGAGCAAAACUGCCUCCAGGAUUCACACAAACUCGACAGAUUAAUAGUCCCACGCCUAAAAAAGGUGGCCGCAUUGGCUUAUAAAUGCUUGAGCCAACAACCCAAGUCUAGACCUACCAUGAGCAAUGUGGUCAGGAUUUUGGAACCUAUUUUGGACCUAAAAGAUAUACCGAUUGGCCCAUUUGUUUAUGUAGUUCCUUCUUUUGAAUGUAAACGUGAUUGA
This is a messenger RNA of Capsicum annuum, 951 nucleotides long. RefSeq names its product serine/threonine-protein kinase RIPK. Gene Ontology annotation, biological process: protein phosphorylation. Lineage: Eukaryota; Viridiplantae; Streptophyta; Magnoliopsida; Solanales; Solanaceae. Gene Ontology annotation, molecular function: protein kinase activity; ATP binding. The record is from RefSeq and is a predicted model, not a curated record.